GUAUAACCUGUGACCAGUCUUUUUUCGUGAGUGGUUAAGGAUGUACAUUAUAAAGAAUAAUAUUUUUAUAAAUUUUGGUUUUCUUUGUUCCAGUGAAGAGUAUGGGGAAAUUAUACUAAUGGAACAAUUGUAACAAGUAAAUACACAUAAGAAAUGUAUUAAUCACAGCUUGAAAAUUAAAGAGCCUUAUGUUUUGACAAGUAAAGACGGAUAUUUUUUAAAUCAUGUUUAUGGAUGCACAAAUACCUUUCCGAUGAAAAGCAGUAAAAAAAAAGCCGUACAGUUAUGUUGGAGGGCCAAAUGUUGCUUGUAAAACGCAUUUGAAUAGCCGUAAUUUUGUUUCUGUUCGUUCUGUCUGUAGAAAAAUGGCAGUUUAAUAAAAUGAAUGUUGAAGUAGAAAUCAGAGCUGCUGCAGAAGCCCUUCUGUCAUCUAGCACUUCGAAUCAGCAACCUUCAUCACAGCUUCAACAAAACUUUAAUUCCCAGGCAACACGAUAUGCAACUGAAGACGUAGUUACUGGCAUGCAGAGAAGUGGCCACAUGUCUGUUGUUAGGAGAUUCUUCUGCCUUUUUGUCACUUUUGACCUUCUUUUCAUAACUCUUAUGUGGCUAAUCAUUAUCCUGCUGAAUGGAGAUGACAUAGUGUCUGCUCUGUCGAAACAAAUUGUACAUUAUAACAUUCACACGUCUCUGUUUGACAUAGUGAUGGCUGCAACGUGCAGGUUCACAUUUCUGCUGCUCUUCUAUGGCCUCCUAUAUAUUUGUCACUGGUGGGUGAUUGCUCUUAGUACAGCAGGGACGUGUGCUUUCCUUAUUGGCAAAGUAUUUGUGUACAAUUGGACAUUGGCGAAUCAGCCAGUGUUCCAUGUUCUGCUGGUCCUCAUCUCAUUUGUGCUGUCUUGGGGUGAGGCAUGGUUUCUUGAUUUCCGAGUUUUACCUCAGGAAUUACAAGCCAUUGAGUAUUUGCAAGGUGUUUCUUCAUAUCAAUCUGAGAGGGCUCCACUGUUGGGAAAUUAUUUGCAAGGUUUACAACGGAUUGAUGACUACACAGAAUCCAUUGGAAACUUCUAUUCCCCAAUGGACUCUCCUCAAAGGACACUUGGAUGUUCCGAUGAAGAAGGAGAUACCCGAAGGUCUGGAGCUAGAGGAAGAGCCUUAUCGCAGGACAUGAAGUACAGACGAGAAGGUCAAGAGGUCUUAGAGGUCUCUUGGAGAAUACUGAACUCUCCUGACUGGAAGUUAGAAAAGGAGACGCCAGAAGGAGACGCAGUUUACAGCAAGAAAAUGCCUCUUGCAGGAAAGGUGUUGAAACUUACUGGAGCAAUAGAUUUUCCUCCGAAACGGUUGCUGAAUGAACUGUUCGAUAAAGUUGAGAAUCAUCCUGAAUGGAAUCCAACAAUUCUAGAGACACGUACAGUACAGGUAAUAGAUGACCAUACUGACAUCAACUACCAAGUUGCGAGGGAAGUUGGAGGUGGUAUUGUAUCCAGCAGAGAUUUUGUGAACUUGCGGCACUGGGGAAUGAAGGAUGGUUGUUAUGUGUCCGCAGGGGUUUCUGUGAAACAUCCUAGUGUUCCGCCAGUCAAACAGUAUGUCAGGGGGGAGAAUGGACCUACGUGCUGGGUAAUGCGACCCGUUGCAGGCGAUGAAAAUCGAUGCGUCUUCCAGUGGCUUCUGAACAUUAACUUAAAAGGCUGGUUGCCACAUUCCAUUGUCGAUGCGGCGCUCACCGCAUCUAUGCUGGAUUACGUAAGAUGCGUACGAGAGUACACGGCAAAACUGAAACAGGAGAGUCAAUAAACCAGCUUUUAUUCGUUCUGUACGGAGUAAUUUAGGGUGAAUGGUCGUACUGAAUUCCUGUUAAACAGUAUUGGCCUUUAUUAUUUAUGAUCAUAUUUUUAAUUGUUUAUUUGAAUGUAUUAUUGAUUAUGAUAUUUUUAUUGGUUGUGUGCCAAGGUGCGUAGAUUAGGUAAACUAGACUUUAUGAAGUAUGUUUGGGUGUUCCAUGCCGUCUGCUGACAGUCUUAUUUUACAGACACAAAUGGAUUUGCUGUUUGUCCCUAAACCAUUCAAUGAAUGUCAUCUUUGUUUAGUUCUAUAUUACAAGAUAUCGCCAGGUUUUGUCAUCUCUUCUUAAACUUUGAUUUCUGUUUGAGAUGGCUGUAAAAUGCACAAUGGAAUUUGUUAGUUACAAUGUAUAUUUUAUUUCAUUUAUGGUUUAAUAAUUUGUAAUGUUGCAUUUGUCAUAUUUUUUCAGGUAAUUUUAAUGUCUUAUUAUUUUUUCAUUUCCUAUUUUCAUUAAUUUUGACAUAAGGUAUUUCGACAAUUAAUGGAAUGUGGAGAUUAAUGUUCAUUAUGGUCUGAGUUAUCAACCUUUCCUUCUUCUUUCUAAGAUGUUUCCAUUUUGUAUUUGUCACUUAAUUUUUAAGGUUUAACAAACUGAACAAGUACUGUUAUUACCAAAGAAUACAAGUUGGCUUUGUAAGUACA
Molecule: messenger RNA, 2490 nt
Organism: Zootermopsis nevadensis
Lineage: Eukaryota; Metazoa; Arthropoda; Insecta; Blattodea; Termopsidae
Source: RefSeq, a predicted model, not a curated record